AUGGCUGGUGCGCUUCCUAGACGAAUUAUUAAAGAGACCCAAAGAUUGUUAGCAGAUCCAGUUCCAGGAAUAUCUGCAAAUCCAGACGAGUCAAAUGCUAGAUAUUUUCAUGUGAUGAUUGCUGGACCAGAUGAGUCACCAUUUGCUGGCGGUGUCUUCAAGCUUGAAUUAUUUUUACCGGAAGAAUAUCCAAUGGCAGCACCAAAAGUCAGAUUUAUGACCAAGAUCUAUCAUCCAAAUAUUGAUAAGCUUGGCAGAAUUUGUUUGGAUAUUUUGAAAGACAAAUGGUCACCAGCUCUUCAGAUUCGAACUGUUUUGUUGUCAAUCCAAGCAUUGUUGUCGGCACCAAAUCCAGAAGUGAGUUUAUAAGGAUUAUUGUUCUGAAAAUAACUUUCUUUGAUUUUCAGGAUCCAUUGGCAACAGAUGUUGCUGAACAAUGGAAAACAAACGAGGCCGAAGCAAUCAAGACUGCUAAACAAUGGACUCUCGCCUAUGCACGUACGUUUUUGAGAGAGAAAAACUUGUAAUAAAUUCGAGAAUGUCAGUAGUUUUGACUAAAAAUUUAAAAGAAAAUUAAUUCUGCAGUAAAUACUGCCAAAAUCGGACAAAUCAAUCAGUAAUUUUAAUUUUUCAGAAGCAUAA
Caenorhabditis angaria is the source of this 642-nucleotide messenger RNA. NCBI's taxonomy places the organism in Eukaryota, Metazoa, Nematoda, Chromadorea, Rhabditida, Rhabditidae. The record is from the annotation of a GenBank genome assembly.